Messenger RNA from Dovyalis caffra, 2385 nucleotides. NCBI's taxonomy places the organism in Eukaryota, Viridiplantae, Streptophyta, Magnoliopsida, Malpighiales, Salicaceae. The record is from the annotation of a GenBank genome assembly.
AUGAAGUUUGGGAAAGAGUUCAAGGCGCAAAUGGUGCCUGAAUGGCAAGAAGCAUACAUGGAUUAUGAUUUUCUCAAGACCAUUUUGAAAGAGAUACUAAGUUUCCAGCUAAGAACCAAGCCACCUGCAGCCAACCCGGGAGGCCUAAAAAGAAAGCUCUCGCUAUAUAGAGCCUUCAGUGGCCUGACACAUAGGCAUACUAACCACACCCCUAAGAGCGAUUCUUCUCCUGAUAUUGAAAAACAGCCUAUUUUGGUAAAUUCUGUGAAUCUAGAUGGCUCUCAUAGCUAUGAGACUACAUUUCUUAUGCCUUCUGUGGAAGGAGGAGAAUAUGAGCUUGUGUUUUUCAGAAGGCUUGAUGAUGAGUUCAACAAAGUGGACAAGUUUUACAGGUCUAAAGUGGAGGAGGUAUUGAAAGAGGCUGCUAUGUUGAAUACACAAAUGGAUGCUUUGAUUGCUUUCAGGAUAAAAGUGGAGAAUCCCGCCGGUUGGUCUGAUAGAGCAGCAGAUAUGACUCGUCUUGCUUCAGAUGUUUCAGCUUCUACUGCUGCUUUGGCAGCUUCCACUCCAUCUGGAGCUAGAGCAAGCAGAAGAGGACUACAUUUAAUGGAUGUGAUUGAAGAAGGGCAAAGCAUGCAUGAGCGAUCAGAUGAAUCAAACCAUGAUAAAGUGGAGAAGGAUAAUAUUGACAAGAAGGAACAAGAAGAAAAGCCGCAGAGCACGGAUAGAAAGUUUAGGCCAGCCCCAUUAGAGAUACUAAACCGUGUGAAGAUUAACAGCACAGUGGCGACUCCUCGCUCGACCAUCAAAACCUUCCUUAAAGUUCCCCAACAAACAGAACUGAAAUUCACAAGGGAAAAUCUUCGGAAAGUUGAAGAACAACUCAAGGGUGCUUUUGCUGAAUUUUACCAAAAGCUUCGCCUUCUUAAGAGUUACAGCUUCUUGAAUACGUUGGCAUUUUCAAAAAUAAUGAAGAAGUAUGAUAAGAUUACCACAAGAAAUGCAUCAAAAUUUUACAUGAAAAUGGUGGAUAACUCCUACCUUGGAAGCUCUGAUGAGGUUACCAAGCUUAUGGAAAGGGUUGAGGCAACAUUCAUUAAGCAUUUCUCAAACUCAAAUCGGAGUAAAGGCAUGCUCGCCUUAAGACCAAAAGCGAAGAGAGAGAGACAUAGAACAACAUUUCAUAUGGGUUUCCUUUCUGGCUGCACAGUAGCUCUGCUAAUUGCCCUAGUUUUAAUCGUGAAGGCCCGCAAAAUCAUGGACAAACCAGGAAGAAUUGUGUACAUGGAAACAAUGUUUCCUCUUUACAGCUUGUUUGGAUUUAUCGUUUUACACUUGCUCAUGUAUGCUGCCAAUAUAUACUUUUGGAGGCGGUACCGAGUGAAUUACUCCUUCAUUUUCGGUUUCAAACACGGAACCGAAAUGGGCUACAAACAAGUUCUCCUUCUCAGUUUCGGUAUUGCAGUACUAGCUUUAUGCAGUGUGCACUUAAACUUUGACAUGGAGAUGGACCCUGAAACGAAAGAUUACAAGCAGUUCACAGAACUUCUCCCUCUGAAUGUGCUAAUACUCCUCCUCGUCAUAUUGCUCUUCCCAUUCAACUUGUUUUAUCGCUCAGCUCGCUUCUUCCUCCUCACAUGUAUCUUUCACUGUAUUGCUGCUCCUCUAUACAAGGUCACACUCCCGGAUUUCUUCUUGGCAGACCAACUAACUAGCCAGGUGCAAUCCCUUAGAAGCCUGGAGUUCUACAUUUGCUAUUACGGAUGGGGAGACUAUAAACUCAGAAAGAACAGUUGCAGCGAUAGUACUAUUUUCAUAACUUUCUCAUUCAUUGUUGCUGUGAUUCCGUAUUGGUCUCGCCUUCUUCAGUGCCUCCGGCGCUUGUUCGAAGAGAAAGAUCCGAUGCACGGAUAUAACGGAUUGAAGUAUUUAUUGACAAUAGUAGCUGUUUGUUUGAGGACAGCUUACAACAUUAACAAAGGGGAUGUCAAUUGGAGAACAGCAGCUUGGGUUUUCUCAGUCAUUGCAGCAAUCAUUGGCACAUAUUGGGAUCUUGUUUUUGACUGGGGGCUUCUUCAGCGCCAUUCUAAGAAUCGGUGGCUGAGAGACAAACUCCUUGUCCCUCACAAAUCUGUAUAUUUUGGAGCCAUGGUCUUGGAUGUCUUGCUGAGGUUUGCUUGGCAUCAAACAGUAUUGGACCUCGAGACUUCCUUGCACACACAAACCAUGAUUGCCCUUAUGGCCAGCCUCGAGAUCUUGCGCCGCGGCAUCUGGAAUUUCUUUAGGUUGGAAAAUGAACAUUUGAACAACGUAGGAAAAUAUCGCGCAUUCAAGUCUGUGCCUUUACCUUUCAACUACGUGGAAGAUGAUGACAACGAUGACUAA